Messenger RNA from Carassius gibelio (silver crucian carp), 1341 nucleotides. RefSeq names its product stonustoxin subunit alpha-like. The record is from RefSeq and is a predicted model, not a curated record. Bases 187 to 876 code for a protein of 229 amino acids. Gene Ontology annotation, molecular function: protein binding. The transcript has 4 exons. NCBI's taxonomy places the organism in Eukaryota, Metazoa, Chordata, Actinopteri, Cypriniformes, Cyprinidae.
GAAAAUGACACAGGUUUUCUUACGUCUUUCUUGAAAAACUGGUCUCACUUGUUUUCCCGGGGAUUAGCUUCAGAGCUUUUUCUGAAGAAGCUAGUUCCGAGGUGAAACAAGAAGUCUACAGUUUUGUCUUCAUUUUACUGUGCUGCUCUAGAGAAGGCAGAUACUCCUGACACAGUGGAUCUUACAAUGAAUGGUUUUGGACCAGAACAAGCUGAGAGGAUCACGUUGGACAUCCUGGAGAGGAAUAAACAGAAAAAUCUAGCUGAGCAGCUGAGAAACAAACUCAAGCGAGUCACAUUCAUCAACUUUGUUCUCUGGACCAGGAACAACUUCCUACAAUUUUCCUAUCCACUCACUCUGGAUCAAAACACAGCACAGAAAAACCUCAGUCUGUCUGAGAACAACACAAGGAUUCUUUGCACUGACACAGAGCAGCUGUAUCCUGAUCAUCCAGACAGAUUUGAUGUGCAUCCUCAGGUGUUGUGUAGAGAGAGUGUGUGUGGACGCUGUUACUGGGAGAUUGAGUGGAGUGGAGAUAGAGGUGUGUGUAUAUCAGUCUCAUAUAAGAGCAUCAGCAGGAAGAGACGGGGUGAUGAAUGUGUGUUUGGACGUAAUGAUCAGUCCUGGAGUUUGUUCUGCUCUUCCUCCAGAUACUCAUUCAGACACAAAAAGAUACGGACUGAACUCCCUGUAGAGUCCGUCAGCAGAAGAAUAGGAGUGUAUGUGGAUCACAGCGCAGGAACUCUGUCCUUCUACAGCAUCUCAGACACAAUGAGACUUAUUCACACAGUCCAGACCACAUUCACUCAGCCGCUCUAUCCUGGGUUUACCAUUUAUAAAAGCUCAUCAGUGAACCUGCUGAUCAAUCAGAAUUGACUGUAGAGAGAAUAUAUGACAGAAAAAUGUGGAUCAGUAUUUCCCCAAAAGCCCAGGAAUGGUCCUCAAAUGUCUCGUUUUGUCCACAACUUAAAGAUAUUCAGUCACAGAGGAGAGAAGACACUAGAACAUAUUCACAUUUAACAAGCUGGAAUCAAAUAUUUUUUUACUUUUGUCUUUCAUAUAUUUUAUCAAUGACACAGACUGCAAUGACACAGACAGCUUCAUUGCAGAAGGACAUCCUUUUGGUCACGUGGUUCACGUGAGAUGAUUGACAGCUUUACAAACUAAUGAUAUUGCACUGAUGUGAUAGCUGAUGCGAAUCAAUAAGAGGAGAGUAAUCGCUAGUUAGCUGUUUUAGUUCUUCAGAUCGCAUAAAUCAGUGUAAAAUGAAUAGAAAUGUUAUUCUGUAUGACGAAAUAUUUUACAAAAAUGUCAUAAAAUGUGCGCACCACUGGACUAUAG